AAAAAAUCAUUGUUUAUUCGAGAAGCUAUUCAGCAGUUAUAGCAUUAUUUAACAAACUAAGGACGAGUUAUGUCCGACAAACUUGUCAAGUUACGUCGCCACUAUGGAGUACUACAUGGAAUUGGUUGUGUUUGCGGUUUAAUGUUUGGUGCUGGUGUGUACAUUGCUCCAACUGGUGUUUUAAGGCAGGUUCGUUCAGGCCCUCUGUCGAUUGUAAUAUGGGGAUGUGCAGGAUUAUUUUCAUUUGUGGCGUCACUUAUCUAUGCGGAAUUGGGUACAACAUAUCCCGUUUCUGGAGAAAAAUAUGCUUAUUUAUUAAAAAUGUACGGAAGGAAAAUAGCUUUCCUGUACCUUUGGACCUAUCUCUUUUUGUUCAGAUCCUGUGUUAAUGCUGUUAAAUGCAUAGCUUUUGCUAAAUAUAUUCUUGAACCAAUAUUCGGUUGUGAUAAUAUGCCACCUUACGCCGAUUUUAUAUUAGCUUUGUUAUUUGGUUGGGUUCCAGUUAUUGCCAACUGUUUUUACGUAAAAUGGGCUGCCAGGGGACAAACGAUUAUGACAUUUAUGGGAAUUGCAGCAAUGUUAUCAAUAAUAGUAACAGCUAUUUAUAAAGUUGCUUCAACAGGGGAUUUCGGAGAUUUAUCAACAGGAUUUUCAACUGGCAAUUAUGACAUUGAAAGUUUAUGCUUUGGAUUUUAUUCAGCUCUUUGGGCAUUAUGGGGAUUUCCCUUAAACUUUAUGAUUGACGAAUUGAAGAAACCUGAAAGAAAUCUACCAAUAAUAGCAACCUGUUCAAUGAUCAUUACUAUCGUACUAUAUAGUCUGGUAAACUUUGCGUAUGUUGUUGUCUUAGGAGCAGAGACGGUCGCAAAUAAUGUUGCAGUUGCAUCACUUUUCGCAAAGAAAAUAUGGGGACCAGGGUGGAUUUUAAUAAAUUUAUGCAUUUCAUCAAAUAUUGCUAGUUCAUUUAAUUCUGGUAUUGUUAUUGGUUCAAGACUUACACAUGCAUCAGCGAAAAGAAAAGAUUUAGCUGACGCUCUAGGAUUAGUGAGUAUUAAGUACUUAACACCUAUUACGGCAAUUAUAUUUCAGGGAAUUUUAACAACUUUAAUGAUGCUACUUAAAGAUAUAUUUGUUAUUAUUAAUUUAUCUGUAUUUACCAAUCAAAUGUUCGAAAUAUUGGUGAUUAUAGGAUUAAUUAUAAAUAGAUUUAAGAAACCAGAUAUUCCAAGACCUUUUAAGGUUCCAAUAAUUCUUAUUAUAUGUUUUGCAAUAACAAUGAUUGGUCAAGCACUUUUAAGCGGUUGGAAGAAACCAUUACAAACUGUUCUUGGUUUCGUAAUAACAGUUUCAACAGGAUUUACAUAUUAUAUAUUAUUUAUAUAUAUAGAAAAGAAACCUAAAUUUUAUAUUGAUAUGAGAAGAAAAAUUACAAUUUUAUUACAAAAAACUUUCUACGCUUCAGAAGAAGACUUAGUACCUUAA
Messenger RNA from Dimorphilus gyrociliatus, 1482 nucleotides. The record is from the annotation of a GenBank genome assembly. NCBI's taxonomy places the organism in Eukaryota, Metazoa, Annelida, Polychaeta, Dinophilidae.